GUUAGUUCGCAGUCAGCCAGCUGGCGGCAGCCGACGCCCCUCAUUCAAGUGAUACUUAAGUGAUCUGCGGUAACAUCCUAAACAGCGUGUAAAACCGUGACGACAGCAUUCAAGAAGAACGUGCACUUCGCCAUCGAAGCCACCCGAUCGAUCCUUCCCAAUCGUGGGGUCGACAUCCCUUGAUACCAGUCGAGCAUGGCGGAAGCGCAGAAAGCCAUCAAAGUUGGCAUCAUCGGGGGCAGUGGCCUCAGUAACCCGGACAUCCUGGAAGACCGUACGGAGCACGCAGUGAGCACGCCAUUCGGAGAGCCCUCUGAUGUUCUUACAUGUGGACGGAUCGGCGAAGUGAACUGUGUGCUGUUGGCAAGGCACGGCCGCAAGCACUCGUUGAUGCCGUCCAAAGUCAACUACCGGGCCAACAUCUGGGCGCUCAAGGAGCUGGGCUGCACCCACGUCAUCGCCUUCACCGCCUGUGGCUCCCUGCGCGAGGAGAUGAAGCCGGGUGACAUCGUCAUCCUGGACCAGUUCAUCGACAGGACGACCAAGCGGGAGACGACCUUCUACGACGGCAGCAAGGAUUCUCCCGAAGGCGUCUGCCACAUCUCGACUGCAUUUCCUUUCCACGGGGGGCUUCGCGAGGUUCUCAUCAAGACUGCGCGAUCCCUAAACAUCCCACAUCACGAAACAGGCACGGUGGUGACCAUCGAGGGCCCGCGUUUCUCGACUCGCGUCGAGAGCUGCCUCUUCCGCUCCUGGAAUGGUCACGUGAUCAACAUGACCACCGUGCCCGAGGUCAUACUGGCCAAGGAGGCUGGCCUGCUGUAUGCUUCUAUUGCCCUGGUGACGGACUAUGACAGCUGGCGGCUGGACGUACAACACGUGGACGUGGAAGCUGUGCUGGAGACGAUGCGGCAGAACAGCAGCGUAGCCAUAAAAGUCCUGCGUGCUGUUCUCCCCAGGGUCGCUGCCAUCGAUUGGAGUGCUGCAAUAAAGGAGGCAAAGGAUGUCGUUGCACAGGCAAUACCUAAACAUGUGCUACCACUGUGACGACCGCAGGGCUAAUUGGUACCCUGCUCGACAAAUAAAAUAGAUUAACUGAGCCCGAGUGCAGUGGAAACCGGCCAAGUGUACCACAGGCAUCCAAGUCUGUGCGCUUGUCAUUCACUGCAUAUCUACAGCAGGCCUUUUGCGGUUCAAUUCCAUGAAUUUGAUCUUGACGAAUUCGAUGGUAUAAAUCAAAUCAUCCAGCUGGUAAACUUAAAAGGCAUAGGAAAAGGAUGUCUGAAUAAGUGGUGUAGUAUUUACCUGGUUUGAAAUUUACCAAAUUUUGAAAUCGCAGCUUCCUUUGCCUACCCCCCCCCCCCC
Dermacentor andersoni is the source of this 1365-nucleotide messenger RNA. It is a transcript of the gene Mtap, whose product is annotated as Methylthioadenosine phosphorylase. The record is from RefSeq and is a predicted model, not a curated record. Gene Ontology annotation, cellular component: cytosol. NCBI's taxonomy places the organism in Eukaryota, Metazoa, Arthropoda, Arachnida, Ixodida, Ixodidae. Gene Ontology annotation, molecular function: S-methyl-5-thioadenosine phosphorylase activity. Gene Ontology annotation, biological process: nucleoside metabolic process.